Monodelphis domestica (gray short-tailed opossum) is the source of this 6479-nucleotide messenger RNA. RefSeq names its product spire type actin nucleation factor 1 (gene SPIRE1). Gene Ontology annotation, biological process: cleavage furrow formation; intracellular transport; polar body extrusion after meiotic divisions. Gene Ontology annotation, molecular function: microtubule binding; actin binding. Gene Ontology annotation, cellular component: cell cortex; cytoplasmic vesicle membrane. NCBI's taxonomy places the organism in Eukaryota, Metazoa, Chordata, Mammalia, Didelphimorphia, Didelphidae. The record is from RefSeq and is a predicted model, not a curated record.
GGGCUGGGCGGGGCUGUUGGGAAGGUUGGGUGGGACGGACGCCAUUGCGUUGCUAUGAGCUGGCUCCUGGGCUGCAGAGGCGCUUGUCAAUAGGCGCGGAGGCGGUGGCGGCGGCGGCGGCGGCAGCAGCGACAGGCUGAGACUGCAUCCUCUUUCUGCUCCUUUUCUUGAGUUCCCCUUCCCCCCCGAGACCUCCUCCCUUGGCUCUCGCCCGAACCCAGGCUCCCCGUCUCUCGUCUCGCUCGGUCUGGGCGGGCGGCGCGCGCAGCUCCCGAGGCUCUCGAACUGCCGAGCGGCAGCCACGGCGGUUCCGGGGAUGGGGAGGCGGCGGCGGGCAGAUGAGAAGAUGCUCCUGGGCUGAGGCGAAGCCAAGGACGGAGAAGGAGAACCUGGCGGCUGCGGGAGGGAUGGCUCAUUCCGGAGCGGCCGCAGCUGUGCCCGGGGGAAGCGGCGAGCAGCGGGGGUCGGGCCCCUCGGCCUCUGGCCCGGGAGCGGCGGCAGCGGCGGGUUUGGACGGCGGGGGGCCGCGGGACUCACUGAGCCUGGAGGAGAUCCUGCGGCUCUACAACCAACCCAUCAACGAGGAGCAGGCAUGGGCCGUGUGCUACCAGUGCUGCGGAUCCCUGCGGGCCGCCGCCGCUGGAGACCCGCGUAGCCGCCCCCGCCGCGCGCCCCGCAGCCGAGUGGAGGCGCCCGCGCAGAUCCGCGUCUGGAGAGAUGGCACCGUCACCCUGGCCCCCGGGCCGGGCGACUCUGGGGAGCCGCCUCCGGGUGCAGGUACAUUGGGAUAUUCACAUUGUACAGAAACAGAGGUUAUUGAAUCCUUGGGAAUUAUUAUUUAUAAAGCAUUGGACUAUGGUUUGAAGGAGAAUGAAGAAAGGGAACUAAGUCCUCCCUUAGAGCAGCUCAUUGACCAUAUGGCCAAUACUGUGGAGGCUGAUGGUAGUAAUGAUGAAGGUUAUGAAGCUGCAGAUGAAGUCAUGGAUGAAGAAGAAGAUGAGAAGAGAAAAAUAUCAAUUAUUCGAUCAUAUAAAGAUGUCAUGAAGGUGUGUGCUGCCCAUCUCCCAACUCAAUCAGAGGCACCAAACCACUACCAGGCAGUAUGUAGAGCAUUAUUUGCUGAAACAAUGGAGUUACACACAUUUCUUAGCAAAAUUAAGAGUGCAAAAGAGAAUCUUAAGAAGAUCCAGGAAAUGGAAAAGAGUGAUGAAACCAGUACAGACCUAGAUGAGCUGAAAAAUGCAGAUUGGGCUCGAUUCUGGGUACAGGUGAUGAGGGAUUUGCGGAAUGGUGUAAAACUAAAGAAGGUUCAAGAGAGACAGUAUAACCCAUUGCCAAUUGAAUAUCAACUCACACCUUAUGAGAUGUUAAUGGAUGACAUUCGCUGCAAACGCUACACUUUGAGGAAGGUAAUGGUGAAUGGUGAUAUUCCUCCUCGGUUAAAAAAAAGUGCUCAUGAAAUCAUUCUGGACUUUAUUCGAUCACGACCUCCCUUGAAUCCAGUCUCAGCCAGAAAGCUGAAACCAACUCCACCACGACCACGGAGCCUUCAUGAAAGAAUAUUGGAGGAAAUCAAAGCAGAAAGAAAGUUACGCCCAGUCUCACCAGAGGAGAUUAGACGUAGUAGGCUAGCAAUGCGGCCACUUAGCAUGUCUCACAGUUUUGACUUGUCAGAUGUUACCACUCCUGAAUCUCCAAAGAAAGGGACAGAAGUCUCUGUGUUGAAUGGUGGUUUAACACCACAAACAAAAACCAGUGGUGUAAGUGGCACACAAACAACAGUUCAACGGAAGAAACUCCUUAAAGCUCCAACUCUGGCUGAACUGGAUAGCUCUGAAUCAGAGGAGGAAACAAUGCACAAGUCAGCAAGCAGCAGCAGUGUAUCUCCCUCCCUUCUGGAAGAUCCCAUAUUAGAGGCUAUGCCAAGCAGGAAAAUGCCUCCAAAAUUCUUGCCCAUAUCAUCAACACCCCAGCCAGAGAGGCGGCAGCCACCCCAAAGACGACAUUCGAUUGAAAAAGAAACCCCUACCAACGUUAGACAGUUCCUGCCACCAUCCAGACAGAGCUCCAGAUCACUUGUUCCUAGGAUAACCAGUUUAUGGCCAAGGACACCUUUCCGACCACUUUUUUCUACCAUACAAACAGCUUCUCUGCUCAGCUCUCAUCCCUUUGAAGCAGCCAUGGUUGGGGUAGCAGGGGCUAUGUAUUAUCUCUGUGAGAGAGCUUUUACCAGCAGGUGGAAAUCCGCAAAGGAAGAAUUCUGUUAUCCAGUGGAAUGUUUGGCUCUCACAGUAGAGGAAGUGAUGCACAUUCGCCAGGUCCUGGUAAAGGCAGAGCUGGAAAAGUACCAACAGUAUAAAGAUGUCUACACUGCACUGAAAAAAGGAAAGCUUUGUUUCUGUUGCCGAACCAGGAGAUUUUCCUUCUUUACUUGGUCUUAUACUUGUCAGUUCUGUAAGAGGCCAGUAUGCUCACAGUGUUGCAAAAAGAUGCGAUUGCCAUCCAAGCCAUAUUCCACUCUUCCUAUCUUUUCUCUGGGACCUUCUGCCUUGCAAAGAGGAGAAAGUUUUAUGAGACCUGAAAAACCCUCUACUAGCCACCAUCGGCCACUUCGGAGUAUUGCCAGGUUCUCCUCAAAAUCUAAAUCUGUAGAUAAAUCAGAUGAAGAACUACAAUUUCCCAAAGAACUGAUGGAGGACUGGAGUACUAUGGAGGUGUGUGUAGACUGCAAAAAGUUUAUUUCAGAGAUCAUCAGCUCCAGUCGGCGAAGCCUGGUGCUGGCCAACAAGCGAGCUCGUUUGAAAAGGAAAACACAAUCAUUCUACAUGUCCUCAGCAGGUCCCUCGGAGUACUGCCCUUCAGAGAGAACUAUCAAUGAAAUCUGAGCCUCGUGCCUUUCCAGUUGCUCUUGUUCACAAAGUCAGCAUUGGUGGGAGAACACUAAGAACUGCAUUGUCUUUCCUUUCCUUUCCGUGGUUUUAUUUCAUAGGCUUGAAUUUGCAUUAGAUCAGAUAUGUGUCUCACCACAUUGUUCUACUGACUGAAUGCUGUGUUCAUAUCUGUUACUGAUAUGCAACAGGUCAGCCAAUCAAUCAUUUGCACUGAAAGAAAACAGUGGUUUGAAACUUGCCUUCUUUUUAAUUUGUACAUUUGAAGGACAAAACAGUUUUCCCUGAGUUUAGUUCUUUACCAUUUCUUAAAUUGUUUUCUAACCAAGGCUGAAAGGUUCUUUAAGGAGAAACCAAUCUAACAAAGGAAUCAGUGUUAGCACAGUUCUAAGCAGUAAGUCAUAUUGGCAUUUCCACCUAAUAGUGUUCACAUGUAGUGUAUACAGUAAUCCAGUGCCCUACUGGAGGACACUAAGCUCCUGGCGUGGGCCAUAGUAAUUAUUGUCUCACAGCAUAAAAUCUAGGAUUUGCUAAUGCUAACAAAUCGAUUUUUAAAUUUAUUGUUAAUCUGAGAUUUUUGUUAAAUAAGGGACUUUAUGAUGUCUGUGUUCUAGUGCAAAACACCAGCAUAAGCUGUACACCCAGAUGGGUGACUCUUUCCCUGAAGCUGCUGGACUUGUCAGCCCUAAUGUAACUGACCAGUGUCUCUCAUGAAAGUGACACCUUAUUCCUUUGAAUGUAUUAUGAUUAUUGGUAGUAUUCGUAAUAAUAGACUGGGUGAUAAAGGUUUGGCAGAAGUUUGGGGACUAAGAUAUAUGGCAACAGCUUGAGUGUAUUCCUGCAAUGUCAAAAGAGCCUGUGAUUCUGUUUGAAAGGUGGCUGGUCUGUUUUGAGACUCUAUGGGUUGGCAACCUCUGACUACACUGGUACAGCUCUGGUAGCAGAUAUGUUAUCAACUCUGUUUUUCAUAUCUUAGGAACUUGGCCAUCAAGUCUAAACUCGGCUGUAAUUUGGUACCUAAGGUCUUAGACUGGAAACAAAUUUAUUUAUUUUUGUAAAUGAACUUUUUAAAAACAAACAAGGUUGUUUAGCUGUUUUAAAGUUGCGAGAACAUUAACCUGCUGACUGGCUUCAGAUGCUUUUUUUGCAUUUUUUUUCUCACAAAUGGAUUUAUGUGUGUAUUAUUGGGGGGGGGGGGGUAAGGGGGACGAUUGUGCACCUGAAAUUUAUGAGCUCAUUUAAGAUCAUAAAAUGGAAUAGAUUAUUUUGGUAUGCAUAAAAACAACCAUCCAAAUAACCAUUGAUGUUUGUCAGAUCAAUUAAUGCACAUGCACUGUAAUUUUCAAGAAACAGUAGUAGAUACAUCUAUAUUCAACCUGGUGACAGCACCAUAGGUGGCAUGAUAAGUAUUUGUUAUUGUAUCAAAAUAUAGUUAACAUUUCUAUAUGAAAUUAACAUGCCUCAAAACUGUCCCAAUACUACUUUAAAAUGGACUAAAAUUUGAUGAUUUCAUAGCUUAAAAUUUUCAAAAUAAAUUUUAACGAUUAAUUAAAUGCACGUUAACAAUUCCUCCAUAUUUGCAUGUGAAACUAUAAUGUCUCCAGGGAUUUCUGAUUAUGUAAAAGUUUAAAAUUGUUUUAAGAGCUUUGAAAAAUAUAUUCAAUGAAACUUAUUUGUAAGAUUUUCUAAGAGACCAACUUGUUUGAAAUUUAUAUUCAGGAAAAAAAUUUUAUGUGAGCCACAAUAUUUUGGGACCCUCUAUUCAAACUUUUAAAAUAAUUGCUAGCUAGAGAAGGGGAUGUGAAGGUCAGGGAAAAGGAUAACUCCAUUAAGUUCCUUACUUUGUGCGUGUGCGUGUGUGUGUGUGUGUGUGUGUGUGUGUGUGUGUGUGUGUGUUUAUAAAUAUUCCCACAGCCAUACUUGUCCAGUUUUUUGUUUGCUUGCUUGUUUUUUGGUCUGGACCCAUAAUUUAAUCUUCAUGGGGAGAUUCUAGUGUAGGAACUCUUUUCAUUGAUUUAAAUCAGUAACACAACCUUCAUUUAUAAUCUUAGGUGGUUGCUAGGGCUACCAGAGUUUGCUCAUGAUCAUACAAUCAGUAUGUUUCAUCCCAGAGCUUCCUGCCACUAAAGCCAACCCAGUAGCCAUUAUACAUUGCCUCCUCUCAUAACAAGCUAUAUAAAAGUAAAAGAAGGUAGCAUGCUAAAAUUGAGGGAUUUGCUUCCACUCUCAAAAAUAAAUAAAAGCAGAUAACAAGAGGUGACUUUUCUAACCUAUCUCCCUCCUUUUAGGCCCAUGAUAUUACAGAAGUUUAUAAAAUUCCAGUCAUAUUCAAAUGAUCUCUUGAUCUUUAGAAUACAAAUGGGCAAAGUCAACAUAAUAGGAUACAUGAUGGAAAAAAAAAAUUAAACAAAUUUUAAAAUGGUCAUUAUAAGAAAAAGGCCAAGUUGUCAUUUGUAUUAGUCCUAUUGGUGUGCUCUUUUGGGGUGCCAAAACCAAUCCUUGUGUUUUAACCCUUUGUUCUCCUUUGCUAAAUUCUAUAGUGAGUGCAUUAUUCCCAUAAGAAACAAUUCUUGGCUUAAAAGGCUGGAAUUUAAAAUCCUUUGCCUUAUCUGGCUUUAAGAAUGUGUGCCUAUUUUUACAUUUUAAAUUGUUCAGCUUCCCUCUUUAUAGUAUUCAGCAUUCACCUUUAUUCAAGUUGUUUUUUUUUUAAUUAAAGGCAUUUGUGCUGCCUCUUUCAUUUGGAGUCUUAAGGGAUCUUGGAACAAUGUGUGCUCAAUGAAAUAAUGAAAUAUUUGGGUAUGCUUAAAAAUAUGAAAUGAAAUAAAUGACCUACUGUAUGUGAUGCCCUUUAUAAAACCUGAAAGUGCUGUCUUCAGUGUUAGGUAUUAUUUCUCUUGGUUGGCAGCACUAUCUGAUUGAUAUUUCCCUAUUUCCUGACCUCUUUUUGUUCUCAUACCUCAUGAAGUUACCCUGUGGAGAGGCCCAUGUUUCUCUCCCUGUCGUUUAACUUCAUAUCAGUGUCAGAAUAUAUGAGAAAGUCUGUAAAUAAAUGUAAUAUAUUUAUUAAUAUUUGAAAGGCUGCCAUCCAGCAGAUACUGGGAAUAGAUUUUCCCAAGAUGAUUUAAAAUUAAAGCAAGUCUUAUUGAUAUGCAAAUUGAUUAAAUUAUUUCACUAGAUUUCAAGUUUUGAGCCUUUUAAGUCAAACCUUGGAGACUUUAUGGCACAUAGCAUUUUAAGAAUUAAGUUGCAAGAGGAUAUGUGACUAGCAACAUGAACUCACCACCAUGAACUUCUCAUAAAGUUUUUAUUUUUCUAAUUGUAUUAAUAAAUUUAGGACUUGGUUUUAAGGAACACAUAGGAGAUAUGAAGGUUCCUAAAAUGUGCCACCAUUAUUUGUUGACAAUGAAAAAACAGAGAAUUUGGUACUGAAGAACUAUUAAAUUAAGGCCAUGAGGAAUGUAGUCCCAGUUUUCUAUGUGUACAAAAUCCAAGGUCUUACUGGUAUUCAUGGUGAUAGUACUAAGCAUUUUUCAUCAAGGCCUCUUAUUUGAAAAUUAUCUGGGAAAAAAAAUAAAAAAAGCCUUUCCAGCA